AUGUCUUCAAUUACUUUUCGCACCCCCUUACGGCGCUGCAUUUUUAUUCGAAAUACUCACUUUUUUAACACAAGGAGACACUUUGGCGCAUCUUCCGCUAAAAAAGCUGCCAGGCCAUGGAAAUCUACCAUAAUCAGGUGGGGUAUAGCUAUUGGGGGCUUAUACUAUUACAACACAAGCAGUUUAUUUGCCGAAGAUCCAGAGAUAUCUAUUUUAAAACCAACACUUACAAAGAAGGACACUGUCGAAACAAGUAUAUAUCAACUAAAUUCAACAGAAAAAGACAAGAGGAAUAACGGAGGCAAGCAGAUGCUCGGUGAGCAGAGUCCCGAACAGGCCACAAGAACAUCCGUAAGCGGUUCUCAAGAACCGGAGACAGGGGAUGAAGAUGCUGAGAUUAUACAAGGAGAAAAUGCCUCUGGUCAACAAGAGGCCUUUAAUCCUGAAACUGGCGAGAUUAACUGGGAUUGCCCCUGUCUUGGAGGCAUGGCACAAGGCCCUUGCGGUGAAGAAUUCAAAGCUGCUUUCAGCUGUUUUGUACACUCAAAAGAAGAGCCUAAAGGUGUAGAGUGUAUAGAAAAGUUCAAGAAUAUGCAAGAAUGCUUCCGGCAACAUCCGGAUAUUUACGGUGCAGAACUAGGAGAAGAUGAAUCUGAGGAAGCAAACAUUGAGGGACAAACCGAGUUAUCAGAAAAUUCAGAAAAUUCAGACAAGACGGGCACAGCUUCAGAGCCAAAGCCCUAUAAUUCCAACCAGGGAUCUGAAUAUUCCUUGGAAAGGAAUAAAUUUACCGGCAGUGACGCAUCAGACGAGAUCACAACAAGCAAAGUUGGAGGUCAACAAGAACGACCAAGUAAUCAACUUGACGCUAAUUAA
This is a messenger RNA of Blumeria graminis f. sp. triticale, 876 nucleotides long. Lineage: Eukaryota; Fungi; Ascomycota; Leotiomycetes; Helotiales; Erysiphaceae. The record is from the annotation of a GenBank genome assembly.